AUGCAGAUCCAGCAGUCAGGACAGAAGGAAAGCAGGAGUGGUGAUGGACUAAAGACAUCCUUGCAACCCUCAGUGACAGGUAGAGACCCCAUGUCAGAAGGGAUGAGAGUUGAGAUCCCAGGUCAGGAGGGAGAGCAGUCUGGAACCCUACCUGAAGGAAGUGGAGUGGAACUGCAGCAUUUUGUCAGUGCAGCCCAUGCAGGGCUGUCUGAGAUAGAUCUACUAAUUGCAAUAAUUUUCCUGACUGCGUUGCUACACCAGUCUAAUGGACAGGGUUUUCAGUAUAACCAAAUGAACUUUGCCUCCUUUCCUAGUUACAAGAUUCAUAACAAAAUACGGAUCCUUGAGGAGCACAGUGAAAUAUGAAGAUCUGUAAUUCCCAUGGCCAGAAACAUGCUGAAGAUGAUGUGGAAAGAUAAAGCUGCCAGAAAUGCUCAGCAAUGGGCAAAUAAGUGUGAGGUGAAAAGCAGUCCAAGGGAUAUGAGAGUCAUUAAUGAUGCCACCUACAGUGAGAAAGUGUUACUCUUAUCUAACCCCAAAAUGUGGGCUGAAGUAAUCCAAGUCUGGAAAAGUCUGACUGUCAAUUUCAGGUAUAGAGUUGGAGCAACCACAAAAAAGGCCAAAAUUGAGAGCUAUACUCUGCUAAUCUGGUACAACAGUUACAGGAUCAGAUGUGGAGUUGUCUACUGUCCUAAGAACCAGUUUAACUGCUUUUAUGUUUGCCAGUACUGUCCCUCAUAUGUAUUAGGAGAUCAUGAAAUGCAGUUAGCUACACUUUACAAAACUGGACCACAAUAUGCAGACUGUCCUGGCCACUGAAGAGGGCUUUGCAGUAAUCGUUGUCCAUAUGAAGACACUUUUGUAAACUGCAAAAAUCUGAAGUCCUUGUUUGGCUGUAACCAUCCAGUGGUGAGGGAGAAGUGUCCUGCUACAUGUAAAUGCACCACUCAAAUCAUGUAA
Colius striatus (speckled mousebird) is the source of this 960-nucleotide messenger RNA. RefSeq names its product cysteine rich secretory protein 2 (gene CRISP2). Lineage: Eukaryota; Metazoa; Chordata; Aves; Coliiformes; Coliidae. The record is from RefSeq and is a predicted model, not a curated record.